CCUAAACAGGAGGUCGUCACAAACAUGGCGUGGAGAGGAUGCGUAACGAAAUGGGCCAAAACAGAGUUCAUCAGAUGCCAAAACACUACUUCACCAAGCUCCAGAUUCAGUCUCUACAAUCAGCAGAAGUGUGGUUUUCGUCGGGAAGCCAAAAGGCCGGAUACAAAGAAAGGCAAUGUCAGCCAAGAAACAAACCCUUCACCCCCUGAAGCUGGCACAGCAGGGCCCCCACCUCCUCCCAGAGUCCCCAGGCCGACACUCUUCAAACCGCUGAUGUUCACAGUAGGGUUUACAGGCUGCUCCUUUGGUGCGGCUGCCAUUCUGCAAUAUGAGACCCUGAAGUCAAGAGUUCAGACUGCGAAAGAUGAAGAGCAGUCAGAAAAAAUCUUACAGGGAUCCCAGGACAUGGCGUACUGGCAUGACUGGUGGAACCAGCUGUCAGCUUUCCAGCGACAGCUCAUCCUUGUGAUGUCCAUGGUAGAUGACUUCUGGAGCAGCCUCACAGAGGGACAGAGGACUGUCACAGGUAUUAUUGCAGUAAAUGCUGUGGUUUUGUGUUUGUGGCGGAUCCCUUCAAUGCAGAGAAGCAUGAUUAAGUACUUCACAUCCAAUCCAGCCUCCAAAACACGCUGCCUUCCUAUGGUCCUGUCCUCUUUCAGCCACUACUCCAUCAUCCACAUGGUGGCCAACAUGUAUGUCCUGUGGACAUUCUCAUCAGGAAUCGUCUCGCUCUUAGGAAAGGAGCAGUUUCUUGCUGUCUACCUGUCUGCUGGUGUGAUCUCCACUAUGAUUAGCUACAUGUGUAAAACAGCCUCUGGACGUCUCUAUCCAUCAUUAGGAGCAUCAGGUGCUGUUAUGGCGGUCCUGGCCGCAGUCUGCGCAAAGGUGCCAGAGGCCAAACUAGGCAUAAUCUUCCUCCCCAUGAUGACUUUCACAGCAGGAAAUGUUCUGAAAGCGCUCAUUGCCUUAGAUGCAGCAGGGCUUCUACUGGGAUGGCGGUUCUUCGACCACGCGGCUCACCUUGGCGGAGCCCUGUUCGGAGUAUGGUACGUGGCAUACGGUCACAAACUCAUUUGGAGAAAGAGGGAGCCCCUUGUGAAGCUGUGGCAUGACAUACGUUCUCCAGGUGCAGGUGGAUCCAGCCCUGGAGGUGGUGGCUCUGGGGUUGGUGGUGGUGAUGGCGGAGGACCCAGACCACAAUAAAACUUUGCACGGUCCCUGGGAUUCUCUUGGGAGGAAAAAAAAAGACUGGAGUCCACAGUUACCUCAGAAUAUGCAAGGACACUUUUAUCCUCUGAUGUAGUGGGAUGUUAUUUUUUGUCAAUAAAAAUAGUUUUUCAAU
Messenger RNA from Toxotes jaculatrix (banded archerfish), 1342 nucleotides. It is a transcript of the gene parla, whose product is annotated as presenilin associated, rhomboid-like a. The record is from RefSeq and is a predicted model, not a curated record. Lineage: Eukaryota; Metazoa; Chordata; Actinopteri; Toxotidae. The transcript has 10 exons. Gene Ontology annotation, molecular function: serine-type endopeptidase activity. The coding region runs from base 25 to 1203 and encodes 392 amino acids. Gene Ontology annotation, cellular component: membrane.